ACUCACACCCAGACUCAGACUCAGGCUGCAGAGGAAAGGACUGAACUGAGUUUCAACACAGCGGCAACAUGAAAUCUGUCAGUAAGCGACUCUGGUUGUUCAUGUCUCUUCAUUGCUUCCUGGUCGGCAGUGUAGUUGACUCGGCUUCGCUGUCCUCUGCCGCCCACUUCCUGUCCGUCUCCUCCACGGUGGGGCAGCAGGUGGUCCUUCCCUGCAGCUGGAAGUCCCGCCUGAAUGACGCCGCUCCGCCCGCCUGCCACAUCCAGUGGAGGACGCUGGUCAACAAGGUGUUCGAGCAGCGGGGGGGGCAGAGGUGGCAGGCGGGGCAGUUCGAGGGUCGGGUGGAGGUUCCCGAGGAGAAGCUGGGGUCCGGAGAUUGUUCUCUGAUCAUCAACGACGUUCAGAUUAAAGACACGGGAAGAUAUGAGAGCUACAUGCUGGUGGACGGAGAGAGGGACGAAAAAACCAGAGUCUUCAUCCAGAGCGUCAAGCUGUCUGUGUUCGAUCACAAGUCUCUUCAGUCUCGAGCACCCGGUGAAGAUCUGGUUCUGGAUCUGCACACCAAUCACUCAAUGAGAGUCCUCUUCCAGGACAGAAACAGCUCAGACUGGUCGGUCCUGUGGAUGAGGGAAGACGAGAACAGUCAACGUCUGCAGAAACAUCCAGUUAACAAUCAGCUGACGAUUAAAAGUUUAACCAGAUCAGACGAAGGAAUUUAUAAAGUUCUGGAUGAACACGGCCUCGCUGUCAGCACCGUGCAGCUCUCUGUGGACGAAAACUCAAAGUCUCAGAGAUUUCAGACCGAACAUAAACAACUACUAGCAGACGGAGCCUCCAGCAGCAGCAGCAGCAGCAGCAGCUUCUCGGCUCUUCUCAUCUCGUCUCUUCUCGUUCUGAAUCAUUUCCUCUGAGACUAAACUUCACACUGAAACAUCAAUAACGGUCCAACACAACAUGUACAAUAUGUGAAUUUUACUCUUUGUAUUUUACCACCUGUGUGUGUGUGUGUGUGUGUGUGUGUGUGUGUGUGUGUGUGUGUGUGUGUGUGUGUGUGUGUGUGUGUGUGUGUGUGUGUGUGUGUGUGUGAGCAGAACCAUCAAUGAACCAGCUGAGCAGUGAGUGAAGAUGUAAAUAGUAAUGACAUGUAUAUUUUAUUUCUUGGUGAGAUGAGAACUAUGACAUCACUCUCUUAUUAUUUUAUAUUAAAAUAUGAAAGUGGAGCCACGAGACUUUUAUCAUCAACAUCUGACGAGGCUCCAGAAACCCUCUUUAAACACUCACUAAUUAUAGCGAGCUGGAUCUCAUUUAACCUUCCUGUCGUCCUCCCGGGUCAAAGUGACCCCGUCUGCUUUGACUGUUCCUUCUUUCCUUCCUUCCUUCCUUCUGUCUGUCCUUCCUCCUUUCCUUCCUUCCUUCCUCCCUUCCUUCUUUCCUUCCUUCUUCCUCCCUCCCGCCUACCUUCCUUCCUUCUUUCCUCCAUCCUUCAUUCCUUCCUUUCCCCCUCCCUUCCUUCAUCCUACCUUCCUUCCUUCCUUCUUUCUUCCUACCUUCCUUCCUUCCUUCUUUCCUCCGUCCUUCAUUCCUUCCUCCCUUCUUUCUUUC
Messenger RNA from Scomber scombrus (Atlantic mackerel), 1602 nucleotides. It is a transcript of the gene igldcp, whose product is annotated as galectin 17. Gene Ontology annotation, cellular component: external side of plasma membrane. NCBI's taxonomy places the organism in Eukaryota, Metazoa, Chordata, Actinopteri, Scombriformes, Scombridae. The coding region runs from base 69 to 911 and encodes 280 amino acids. The transcript is spliced from 7 exons. Gene Ontology annotation, biological process: cellular response to lipopolysaccharide; T cell costimulation; cell surface receptor signaling pathway. The record is from RefSeq and is a predicted model, not a curated record.